CUUUGAAAUCCUACCAUGAACGCAUCUCCCAUCACCGUUGGCUUAGGCGAAGAAGGACGAGUCUCCUCAAAGACCACCCGGCUUCAACCUCCGGGAGGACAGACUCAUAUGUCCAACGACGCAGUUCCAGAGAGUGCCGUGCUCAAAAACGGUAGCAGGGUGACUCGACCUCCUGGUGGGGCCAGCACGAUCUUCUCGAACUCCCCGGACACGUCCCCGACUCAGAGUAGACCUACCAAAUACCGGAUGGCGUCCAGUUUUGAGUUGGGAGAUGAACAGCCUUCGCCCGAACAAACCCCUCAACGCAGACGAUCCAAGCCCUCAGUGAACCCUUUAACCGGCGAGUUGAUUGGAGCCUUUGGAACGUACCAGGAUGACAUGAGGAAAGAGAUUGAGACGCCUGAGCCCACUGUCACCCCUGUCAAGACGACUCGAGUGCCCCCUGGGGGCCACUCCACUCCGCUGUGGUAAAUUGGAACACCGCCAUUCAGAAGCUAGCCAAGAAGCCAGAAAGCCAGGAAGCCAGGAAGAAAGAAAUCGCCAAACGAUAGAAAGACAAGACACACUUGAAGAUGAUGAUGACGAUGAUGAUCUACUGAUCAGUUCCUGAUCAGUUGUUGAUCACGCUCCACUACUACACUACUUGUUGACGGCCACCAGAAUGAUUAGGAUUGGAAAUUUUAUAGAGACCUUGAAUCACUUCACGGCAACACAGAAGUAGUAGCAAUAUCAAAACCAAUAUUUCCAAGAAGAAAUUCGAACCAACCUUAACUUUUAUACUCCGAGCCAUUUUCUGACCGGCAACAAAUGUGAAUAAAAGUCGAAAAAGAACCGA
Molecule: messenger RNA, 835 nt
Organism: Tigriopus californicus
Lineage: Eukaryota; Metazoa; Arthropoda; Copepoda; Harpacticoida; Harpacticidae
Exons: 4
Coding region: 16-471 (151 amino acids)
Source: RefSeq, a predicted model, not a curated record